Messenger RNA from Homarus americanus (American lobster), 871 nucleotides. RefSeq lists its product as uncharacterized. The transcript has 3 exons. The record is from RefSeq and is a predicted model, not a curated record. NCBI's taxonomy places the organism in Eukaryota, Metazoa, Arthropoda, Malacostraca, Decapoda, Nephropidae. The annotation marks the transcript as partial.
AUAUCCAUUAUGCCACGGAAAAGAAAGUCCAGUUAUGCAAAUACUCCACAUGCACAAAAGAUGAGGCUUCGUCGUCAAUCUGAAAGCUGUGAUGCAAGGGAAGAACGACUUUCAAGACAACGUGAGAUUCAAAAUGCUAAACGUUCUGCAUUACUGUAUGACAAAAAUGACCCAUGUAACAAGGCUGCAAUUGGAGAAAUGACCAAACUUUGUCAGUGUGGCGCUAAGAAAUUUACUGGAGAAUCACUAGGAAUGUGCUGUGGAAAUGGAAAGGUUACACUGGAUCAAUUUCCACCUCUGCCUCAGUUAUUUGAAGAACUGUUCACCGGGGAAACUCAAUUCAGCAAACACUUUUUGUCAAGACUCAGGGAUAACAACUCUCUGUUUGCCAUGACCAGCUUUGGUCACAAAGAUGCAUCUGUCCAAGGUUGGAAUCCAUCUGUAAAAAUCCAAGGUCAAAUUUACCAUCAACUUGGGUCACUGAUGCCUCCUGAAGAUAUAAGAGCAAGAUACAUUCAAGUUUACUUUUUGAACACUUUGGAAGAUCAACUGAGAGCAAGAGGAGAGCAUCAAAACUUGAAUGCUGAUAUAUUGGAGAGAAUUACAGCCUGGUUAAAUGAAAAUAAUCAUUAUAAGGGAAUAUUUGGUACUUUGCAAGCAUGGCUGUACACCAUUGAGUACCAGAAGAGAGGUUUACCCCAUGCACACUUUCUUUUCUGGAUAGCUCCAGAGCACAAAAUCAAAGCCGAAGAAUAUGAUUUGGCAAUUUCUGCAGAAAUCCCUAAAAAAGAGCAAGAUAAAGAACUCCAUGAUCUGGUCAUGAAACACAUGAUCCAUGGCCCAUAUGAUCCCCUAAAUGAAGGAUCUCCAU